This is a messenger RNA of Drosophila subobscura, 623 nucleotides long. It is a transcript of the gene mRpL14, whose product is annotated as 39S ribosomal protein L14, mitochondrial. Gene Ontology annotation, biological process: translation. Bases 74 to 568 code for a protein of 164 amino acids. Gene Ontology annotation, molecular function: structural constituent of ribosome. The transcript has a single exon. Lineage: Eukaryota; Metazoa; Arthropoda; Insecta; Diptera; Drosophilidae. Gene Ontology annotation, cellular component: ribosome; mitochondrion. The record is from RefSeq and is a predicted model, not a curated record.
CGGUCAGACUAAAUUGUAUAAUGUAAUUUGGAUUUAUUUAAAAACAGAAGAAUAUCUAACAAACGACAGCAAUAUGGCACUACAAAUCCUGAGGCGUCUGACCAGCACGCUGCCAGUGACGAACAUCACGGUCAGUGCCACCACCAACACCUGCCAGCAGCAAUUGCUACACACAACGCCGGCGUGCUGUGAGAUCCGGAAACUGGCCCGUCUCCGGGUGGUGGACAACAGUGAACUGGGGAAGCGUGCGAUGGCAGAGGGUCGCCCGCCGCGCUGCAUCCAUGUGUACAAUAAGCGCGGCGUCGGCUACAUUGGCGACAAGGUGCUGGUGGCCAUCAAGGGCCAGAAGAAGAAGGGCAUACUGGUGGGCCUCAAGCAGAACCAGAAGCCCAAGCAGCCGAAGUUCGACAGCAAUAAUCUGGUUCUGAUCGAUGACAAUGGCACACCGCUGGGCACACGCAUCCAUGUACCGAUACCCACCGUCCUGCGCACGAUACUCAAGGAGAAGACAGUGGCCAAGGGUGCCGACUACACCAAGGUGCUGGCCAUCGCCAGUCGCUAUGUUUAGUCUUUAAUGUUGUGGAUUGUGUAACGAAAUAAACAACAGCUUUGUUAUAGUAUAA